CUUUCUACCACAAUGCAAAGUGUCAUAAUUUCAGAGACUCAUCUUGCACAUUGAACAGCAUUUUGAUCAGUCAACAGAAAGGAUGAAGUGCACCACCCUAUUUCUCGUCUUGUCCAUGGUUGUCCUGAUGGCUCAACCUGGAGAGUGCUUUCUUGGACUGAUUAUUAAGGGAAUUAGUACUGCUGUUCACCAUAUUCGAGGCCUAAUACAUAGACAUGGAAAAGUUGCAGAGGACGAAGCUGACCAACAACUGAAGCAGCAGCAAUUAGACAAACGACAAUAUGACCAACAGUAUCUGGACCAGCAGGAUCUGGAUCAGAAGGAUCUAGACCAACAGGAUCUUGACAAGCAGGACCUGGACCAGCAGGACCUGGACCUGCAGGAUCUGGACCAACAGGAUCUGGACCAACAGGAUCUGGACCAACAGGAUCUGGACCGGCAGCAACAGGACCAAGAAGAGCAAGACAAACAGCAGAUGUACAAACGCCACUAAAUAGGUCAUUCCAGAGUUGCUUUCAUUCUUGCCUUAAAAAUAGUUCAAGUAUCAGUAAACUUGAUUUUGUUAUUACAUCUGCUCUGAAUGCAUUGCAUUUGUGAUUGGGCACUUCUGCACAGUGAAAAUCAAAUAAUAAAGCUUUACAGCUUCUGCAAA
Molecule: messenger RNA, 652 nt
Organism: Cyprinodon tularosa
Lineage: Eukaryota; Metazoa; Chordata; Actinopteri; Cyprinodontiformes; Cyprinodontidae
Product: dicentracin-like
Exons: 3
Coding region: 83-493 (136 amino acids)
Biological process (GO): defense response to bacterium
Source: RefSeq, a predicted model, not a curated record